GCAGGCAGUUAGGCAGUUACAGGCAGUUUUAUGACAGUUUCCAACAGAUGUGUUGGUUAGGAACUGUUGUGUCUAUUUGUAAUGGUUGUGUUGUUUAGUCCUCUAUUUAUAUGUAUGGAAACAUAGUUCUGGACAGCAGUUCCACAAUAAUAAAAACACUGUUUAUAUACUCCAGAUCUGAUUUUUAUUCUCUCAAUUUAUACUUUUUUUUGUAAAUUUUCCAUUCUUGGAUAACAAUAUAAUAAUAAUUAACGUGCAAUGGUGCACUACUUUCUUUGUGCAUGAAAAACAUGAUACUUGCAUGUGACUAAUUAAUCCCAUAAGACCUCAUUGUCACAACAGAGAAGAUAUCAAGGCUGCCAUCAAAUUUGCGACGGACACCCCCUUGUGUUGCAGAUAUUGAUCCAUGACACGAUGGGAGCAAUGGUGACGGGUGGCUUCUGCGUUGAUUCAACGCUCGUUCAAGUUUUCCUGACCAUUGGCAUGUGUCACGACACUGUAGAGAUCUAUGGCUUCUGGCUCUGCACAUAUACCAUAGUUUGUAAGGCGGCAAGGCAAGGUAACGCAAUAAUUCUACUUGAAUAUGCUUCGCCUCCCUGUAUCGCGCCAAGUCGAGAAUGCGUCGUGAUGAGCAAUGAGUCUCCUCCGCCGAGCGCUUCCGUCCGGCCAUUCUCUGAAAGUUUCUGGGUUAAGAAAUCGGCCCUUCGGAACUUCAAACUUUCCUGGCGACUCUCCCGACUGUUCCAUCUCUCCUUCCCUAAUUCAUGGAAUUCAUGUAUUUCACAGCCCAGAUGAAGUAGGAAUCGUGGCAAAGCUUUCGGAUUGCAUUGCGUCUAGGGGCGGCAACAUUCUGAAUGCCGAUGUGUUCGUGCCGGAAGAUAAGCACGUCUUUUACUCAAGAAGUGAAUUUGUGUUUAAUCCUGCUAAAUGGCCACGUGGCCAAAUGGAUGAAGACUUCCUAAAGCUUUCAAAGACGUUCAAUGCAACUACGUCUGUGGUUCGUGUGCCUUCUUUGGAUCCAAAUUACAAGAUUUCUGUUCUUGCAUCAAAGCAGGAUCACUGCCUUGUCGAUCUAUUACAUGGGUGGCAGGAUGGAAGACUUCCGGUUCAGAUAACUUCUGUAAUUAGUAAUCAUGAAAGAAGCCCAAACACCCAUGUGAUUCGAUUUCUUGAAAGGCAUGGGAUUCCAUAUCAUUAUCUGCAGACCAGUAAGGAGAAUAAAAGAGAAAGGGAGAUCUUGGAAUUAGUUCAAGACACGGACUUUAUAGUCCUUGCAAGAUACAUGCAGAUACUGUCGGGAGAUUUCUUGAGAGAUUACGGGAAAGACAUUAUAAACAUUCACCAUGGUCUCCUUCCUUCAUUCAAGGGUGGGAGGCCUUCUUGGCAGGCCUUUGAAGCUGGUGUUAAACUGAUUGGUGCAACAACUCACUUCGUCUCUGAAGAACUUGACGAUGGGCCAAUCAUUGAACAGAUGGUUGAAAGAGUUUCCCACAGAGACAAUUUGCGUAGUUUUGUACAGAAGUCUGAGGAACUUGAGAAGAGGUGCCUUGCGAAAGCAAUAAAGUCGUACUGCGAAUUGCGCGUUUUACCCUACGAAGGAAACAAGACCGUUGUAUUUUGACAUGGGGCAGUAAGAAAUGCUGUGAGUUGCAAGUUCAUGACAAAUACAUUGCUGCAGUGGGGUCCUCAAGUAAGGCUUUACCCCCCCACCCCACCCCACCCACAACCAUCCCUGGUGUUGGGUGUCAAGUUUCAUUUCAUUAUUAUUAUUAUUAUUAUUAUCAUUAGGGAGUUGAAAGAGUUAAAUAAAGCUGUAAAAGAGCAGUUUGGCGUGCUGAAAUGCCUUACUUGAGAUGUUCUCUUUAAGACAAACAUUCCUUAGAAAGCCAAAUAUUUGUGCUGAUAGAAUAGAUGGGUACUCAAUGUGGCCGGUUGGGGCCUGUCUCCUUGUCUUUUGAUGUCCCCGUGUUCAUCCACUUGUGAUCCUGCCCCCAAAUUAGAGCCCCACAUUUGAUCCACAACCCCAAGGGCCCCGCACCUGUGACCCGGUGAAUAUGUGGAGUGAGGUAAAUUAGAACCCAGCAGUCAGUCUCUUA
Molecule: messenger RNA, 2096 nt
Organism: Cuscuta campestris
Lineage: Eukaryota; Viridiplantae; Streptophyta; Magnoliopsida; Solanales; Convolvulaceae
Source: the annotation of a GenBank genome assembly